Molecule: messenger RNA, 774 nt
Organism: Ostertagia ostertagi
Lineage: Eukaryota; Metazoa; Nematoda; Chromadorea; Rhabditida; Trichostrongylidae
Source: the annotation of a GenBank genome assembly
AUGGCUGAAAGCCGCAAGAGUAUGACGUUGUUGGCUACUGAAGAAUUUUUUCAACUUCCUGGUAACCAAUUAAUUGAACUAAUUUCAAGUGAAGAACUCCAGGUGCCAUCAGAAGACCAGGUUUUCAAAGCAGUUGUUGAGUGGGUCAGGUUCGAUUACCGGCUCGACAACAAUUAUUUCCACAGGUUUGGAGUGGGUGUUGCAGUUUUCUACAACUUACUGUACGCGGUUGGUGGCAAUGAUGGGCUGUUUUUGAAAAGUGUUCUGAGAUUCGAUCCCGCUACUGAAGUAUGGUCGAGUAAUAUAGCUCCUAUGUCCUAUGGCCGCUAUGGGCAUGGUGUGGCCACGCUUGACGGUUUCAUUUAUGCGGUGGGCGGACAAGAUUAUGACCCACGAGUGGGAAAGUGGGAGCACAUUCGUCCAAUGACAACAUGUCGAGGCUAUUUGGGGUCUGCAGCGUUCGAUGGGCACUUGUAUGCAGCAGGAGGACCGUGGUUGAGUUCAGCUGAAAAAUAUGACCCACGAGCGAACAGGUGGACUGCAGUGGCUGACAUGAACGAGAAACGAUUUGCUCGUCAUUCACAGGUAGCGCUGGCCGUUGUCAACGGAAGGCUAUACGCGGUUGGUGGAGAUAACGGUUCUACCGACCUGGACACCGUUGAAGUUUUUGAUCCUGAGGCAAAUCAGUGGAUAAUUCAUAGCCGCAUGAAUAAGCGGUUAGUUGCCCUUUGGUGGAACUUAUUCGUAUUUUUAUUCGGACUGCAACUCUUCUGA